AUGGGGCGGAGGGAGAGUGUGAUGGGGCGGAGGGAGAGUGUGAUGGGGCGGAGGGAGAGUGUGAUGGGGCGGAAGGAGAGUGUGAUGGGGCGGAAGGAGAGUGUGAUGGGGCGGAAGGAGAGUGUGAUGGGGCGGAGGGAGAGUGUGAUGGGGCGGAGGGAGAGUGUGAUGGGGCGGAAGGAGAGUGUGAUGGGGCGGAAGGAGAGUGUGAUGGGGCGGAAGGAGAGUGUGAUGGGGCGGAAGGAGAGUGUGAUGGGGCGGAAGGAGAGUGUGAUGGGGCGGAAGGAGAGUGUGAUGGGGCGGAAGGAGAGUGUGAUGGGGCGGAAGGAGAGUGUGAUGGGGCGGAGGGAGAGUGUGAUGGGGCGGAAGGAGAGUGUGAUGGGGCGGAGGGAGAGUGUGAUGGGGCGGAGGGAGAGUGUGAUGGGGCGGAGGGAGAGUGUGAUGGGGCGGAAGGAGAGUAUGAUGGGGCGGAAGGAGAGUGUGAUGGGGCGGAAGGAGAGUGUGAUGGGGCGGAAGGAGAGUGUGAUGGGGCGGAAGGAGAGUGUGAUGGGGCGGAAGGAGAGUGUGAUGGGGCGGAAGGAGAGUGUGAUGGGGCGGAAGGAGAGUGUGAUGGGGCGGAAGGAGAGUGUGAUGGGGCGGAAGGAGAGUGUGAUGGGGCGGAAGGAGAGUGUGAUGGGGCGGAAGGAGAGUGUGAUGGGGCGGAAGGAGAGUGUGAUGGGGCGGAAGGAGAGUGUGAUGGGGCGGAAGGAGAGUGUGAUGGGGCGGAGGGAGAGUGUGAUGGGGCGGAAGGAGAGUGUGAUGGGGCGGAGGGAGAGUGUGAUGGGGCGGAGGGAGAGUGUGAUGGGGCGGAGGGAGAGUGUGAUGGGGCGGAAGGAGAGUGUGAUGGGGCGGAAGGAGAGUGUGAUGGGGCGGAAGGAGAGUGUGAUGGGGCGGAGGGAGAGUGUGAUGGGGCGGAAGGAGAGUGUGAUGGGGCGGAAGGAGAGUGUGAUGGGGCGGAAGGAGAGUGUGAUGGGGCGGAAGGAGAGUGUGAUGGGGCGGAAGGAGAGUGUGAUGGGGCGGAAGGAGAGUGUGAUGGGGCGGAAGGAGAGUGUGAUGGGGCGGAAGGAGAGUGUGAUGGGGCGGAAGGAGAGUGUGAUGGGGCGGAGGGAGAGUGUGAUGGGGCGGAAGGAGAGUGUGAUGGGGCGGAGGGAGAGUGUGAUGGGGCGGAGGGAGAGUGUGAUGGGGCGGAGGGAGAGUGUGAUGGGGCGGAACGAGAGUGUGAUGGGGCGGAAGGAGAGUGUGAUGGGGCGGAAGGAGAGUGUGAUGGGGCGGAGGGAGAGUGUGAUGGGGCGGAAGGAGAGUGUGAUGGGGCGGAAGGAGAGUGUGAUGGGGCGGAAGGAGAGUGUGAUGGGGCGGAAGGAGAGUGUGAUGGGGCGGAAGGAGAGUGUGAUGGGGCGGAAGGAGAGUGUGAUGGGGCGGAAGGAGAGUGUGAUGGGGCGGAAGGAGAGUGUGAUGGGGCGGAAGGAGAGUGUGAUGGGGCGGAAGGAGAGUGUGAUGGGGCGGAGGGAGAGUGUGAUGGGGCGGAAGGAGAGUGUGAUGGGGCGGAGGGAGAGUGUGAUGGGGCGGAGGGAGAGUGUGAUGGGGCGGAGGGAGAGUGUGAUGGGGCGGAAGGAGAGUGUGAUGGGGCGGAAGGAGAGUGUGAUGGGGCGGAAGGAGAGUGUGAUGGGGCGGAAGGAGAGUGUGAUGGGGCGGAAGGAGAGUGUGAUGGGGCGGAAGGAGAGUGUGAUGGGGCGGAAGGAGAGUGUGAUGGGGCGGAAGGAGAGUGUGAUGGGGCGGAAGGAGAGUGUGAUGGGGCGGAAGGAGAGUGUGAUGGGGCGGAAGGAGAGUGUGAUGGGGCGGAGGGAGAGUGUGAUGGGGCGGAAGGAGAGUGUGAUGGGGCGGAGGGAGAGUGUGAUGGGGCGGAGGGAGAGUGUGAUGGGGCGGAGGGAGAGUGUGAUGGGGCGGAAGGAGAGUGUGAUGGGGCGGAAGGAGAGUGUGAUGGGGCGGAAGGAGAGUGUGAUGGGGCGGAAGGAGAGUGUGAUGGGGCGGAAGGAGAGUGUGAUGGGGCGGAAGGAGAGUGUGAUGGGGCGGAAGGAGAGUGUGAUGGGGCGGAAGGAGAGUGUGAUGGGGCGGAAGGAGAGUGUGAUGGGGCGGAAGGAGAGUGUGAUGGGGCGGAGGGAGAGUGUGAUGGGGCGGAGGGAGAGUGUGAUGGGGCGGAGGGAGAGUGUGAUGGGGCGGAGGGAGAGUGUGAUGGGGCGGAGGGAGAGUGUGAUGGGGCGGAGGGAGAGUGUGAUGGGGCGGAGGGAGAGUGUGAUGGGGCGGAGGGAGAGUGUGAUGGGGCGGAGGGAGAGUGUGAUGGGGCGGAGGGAGAGUGUGAUGGGGCGGAGGGAGAGUGUGAUGGGGCGGAGGGAGAGUGUGAUGGGGCGGAGGGAGAGUGUGAUGGGGCGGAGGGAGAGUGUGAUGGGGCGGAGGGAGAGUGUGAUGGGGCGGAGGGAGAGUGUGAUGGGGCGGAGGGAGAGUGUGAUGGGGCGGAGGGAGAGUGUGAUGGGGCGGAGGGAGAGUGUGAUGGGGCGGAGGGAGAGUGUGAUGGGGCGGAGGGAGAGUGUGAUGGGGCGGAGGGAGAGUGUGAUGGGGCGGAGGGAGAGUGUGAUGGGGCGGAGGGAGAGUGUGAUGGGGCGGAGGGAGAGUGUGAUGGGGCGGAGGGAGAGUGUGAUGGGGCGGAGGGAGAGUGUGAUGGGGCGGAGGGAGAGUGUGAUGGGGCGGAGGGAGAGUGUGAUGGGGCGGAAGGAGAGUGUGAUGGGGCGGAGGGAGAGUGUGAUGGGGCGGAGGGAGAGUGUGAUGGGGCGGAGGGAGAGUGUGAUGGGGCGGAGGGAGAGUGUGAUGGGGCGGAGGGAGAGUGUGAUGGGGCGAGCCCCACUUCGUAGCACCAGUAUGAGCUUGAUGGGUGAGUCUAUACAGGGGAUGAACGGGGAGAGGCAGCUUAUACAGGGGAUGGACGGAGAGAGGCGGUUUAUACAGAGGAUGAGGAGCGGGGGGAUGGUGGGAGUCCGGGCAGAAGGGAUGGCUGGUGGAAUGGAAGGAGCAGGGCGAGGAGGAAGGGGAGGGAGAGGAGAAAGAGGAGGUAGGGGAGGGAGAGGAGGGGGAGGAGGGAGAGGAGGUAUUGGAGAUGGGAGAUUGAUGCGGCUAGUGACGGCUGGAGGGAGCAUGGGCAUAGUGGAGAGGCAUGGGAUGAAUGGUGGUGGGGGCAUGGGUGGUGCUGCCGGCAUGGGAAGCAGAGGCGGUGCUGGAAGGAUGGGGCCCAUGCGCCAUGCACACAUGAGCAGGAUGGGUAUGAGGCGGUGCGGCAGCUUGAACAUGUCUGCUGACGUGGACGCGCCUUAUUGGGCUCGUCAUGCUGAUGACGCGGACGAGUUCCAAGAAGAAUCGCAUGCUGACGUGGAUGGAACGUGGGGUGUAGAUAUUUGCCGAUUACCACUCGCCAGCAUCACUGCAGCAGCCAUAACGCAUCGGCAGCAUUAG
Molecule: messenger RNA, 3537 nt
Organism: Closterium sp. Naga37s-1
Lineage: Eukaryota; Viridiplantae; Streptophyta; Zygnematophyceae; Desmidiales; Closteriaceae
Source: the annotation of a GenBank genome assembly